This is a messenger RNA of Chinchilla lanigera (long-tailed chinchilla), 5727 nucleotides long. RefSeq names its product RIMS binding protein 2 (gene Rimbp2). Gene Ontology annotation, biological process: neuromuscular synaptic transmission. The transcript has 22 exons. Gene Ontology annotation, molecular function: protein binding. The coding region runs from base 332 to 4258 and encodes 1308 amino acids. The record is from RefSeq and is a predicted model, not a curated record. Lineage: Eukaryota; Metazoa; Chordata; Mammalia; Rodentia; Chinchillidae.
CUCAGAAAUGACCCAGCGCUCCUGAGGUACAGGUGCAGGGGCACUUGGACCAGACCCACCCUGCUGAAGACCCUCUUUGGGUCCUGACACUGGGAAACAGCAGCAGAGCUUGGUGGAAGAUGAACUGAAGAUGCUGCUGCCUAGAGGGAGCAUGGCCUGAGGCCCUGAGAUGCAGGCCUCCCGUGAGGGCCCCUCAGCAUGACCAGGUGAAGGCAGAGUAUGCCCAGCCCAGCCUCAGGCUCCCCGUGGUGACCAGACAGUGUGGUUUGGCGUGAAGGAGAAACACCAGCCCCACGCCAAGCUGGAGAACCUAGAACAGGUCCUGAAGCAUAUGCGUGAGGCUGCGGAGCGGAGGCAGCAGUUGGAGUUGGAGCAUGAGCAGGCCCUGGCCGUUCUCAACGCCAAGCAGCAGGAGAUUGAGCUACUGCAGAAGGCUCAGGUUGAAGCCAAGAAGGAGCACGAAGGGGCUGUGCAGCUGCUAGAGUGCAGGGUCCGAGAGCUGGAGGAGAAAUGCCGGACCCAGAGUGAGCAGUUCCACCUGCUGUCAAGGGACCUGGAGAAGUUCCGGCAGCACGCUGGGAAGAUCGACCUGCUGGGCAGUGGCAAGGUGGCCUCACCAGACAUCCCUGGGGUCCCUGGCAAGGCUUUCCCGCGGUUCAUGAACGGACUUGCCACCUCUGUCGGCAAGGGUCACGAGGGACCCGCUGGGCAUUACUCUGUGACCAGUGACCACACCCCACUCCCAGGGGACAAAUCAGAGCCUCCAAGCUCUGCUAAGCCCAGCUUCCUCUUGAGAUCCAGCAGCCCAAGAUGCAGAUUUGAGUCCGAGAUGGACAAUGAAUGGAACUCCAAUACCUCAAAGCAGAGAUACUCGGGGAAAGUCCACCUGUGUGUUGCCCGCUACAGUUACAACCCCUUCGAUGGGCCCAAUGAGAACCCGGAAGCCGAGCUGCCGCUCACGGCGGGCAAAUACCUCUACAUCUACGGGGACAUGGACGAGGACGGGUUCUACGAAGGAGAGCUCCUGGAUGGGCAGAGGGGCUUGGUGCCCUCCAACUUUGUGGAUUUUGUCCAGGACAGCGAGUCGCGGUUGGCCGGCACCCUAGGCAGCGAACAGGAUCAGAAUCUCAUCAACCACUCAGGCAUUGGUGUGGGCGUGGAGGGCGAGCGCAUCCUGGACCUGCACUCCCCGACCCACAUGGACCUGGGCGCCACCGACAAUGGCGGGGGCUCGCUGGAUAUGAACAUUGAUGACAUCGGAGAAGACAUUGUGCCUUACCCUAGAAGACUCACCCUCAUCAAACAGCUCGCCAAAAGUGUCAUUGUGGGCUGGGAGCCCCCGGCCGUGCCUCCUGGCUGGGGCACCGUGAGCGGCUACACCGUGCUGGUGGACACGGAGCCUCGCCUGAGCCUCCCACUGGGCGCCAGGACCAAGGCCCUGGUGGAGAAGCUGGACACGGCUGCCUGCACCUACCGCAUCUCUGUGCAGUGCGUCACCAGCCGGGGCAGCUCGGACGCACUGCAGUGCACACUGCUGGUGGGCAAGGACGUGGUGGUGGCCCCCUCGCACCUGCGGGUGGACGGCGUCACGCAGAUCUCCGCGCAGCUGUCCUGGCUGCCCACCAACAGCAACUACAGCCACGUCGUCUUCCUCAAUGAGGAGGAGUUUGAUGUCGUCAAGGCGGCGCGCUAUAAGUACCAGUUCCUCAACCUGCGGCCCAACAUGGCCUAUAAGGUCCGGGUCCUGGCACGGCCUCACCAGAUGCCCUGGCAGCUGCCCCUCGAGCAGAGGGAGAAGAAGGAGGCUUCAGUGGAGUUCUCCACGCUGCCUGCAGGCCCUCCAGCCCCUCCACAAGAUGUCACUGUCCAAGUGGGGGCCACAGCAGCCACUGUCCAGGUCUCCUGGAAGCCACCUGUGCUGACCCCCACUGGGCUGUCCAAUGGAGCAAACGUCACUGGCUACGGCGUGUAUGCCAAGGGGCAGCGGGUGGCUGAGGUCAUCUUCCCCACCGCGGACAGCAUCCCUGUGGAGCUCGGGCGGCUGCGAGGCCUGGAGGCGAAGGCCGUGACUGUACGGACCCUCUCUGCCCAGGGCGAGUCUGCAGACUCAGCGCCAGCUGCUGUGCCCCCCGACCUCCUGGUGCCUCCUGCCCCCGCCUCCAGGGUGUCCCCACCGAAGCCAUUAGCCAGCACCCCCGAUACCAAAGACGAGCACUCGGGUGUCCACGCCAAGGCAGAGCCCUGGGAGCAGAGCCGGAUGCCUGCCCCUGCGCACGGGAACCUGCUGGAGCCGCCUGGCCUGCAGGGUGCCCCCUCUGGGCGGCGGUCGCCCUCGCCCAGCCGUAUCCUCCCACAGCCGCAGGGAGCCCCCGUGUCCACCUCCGUCGCCAAGGCCAUGGCCCGUGAGGCCGCACAGAGGGUGGCUGAGAGCAGCAGGUUAGAGAAAAGGAGCCUCUUCCUGGAGAGGAGCAGUGAGGGUCCCUAUGCCAACUCAGACGAGGAGGAUGGGUACGCCUCCCCUGAGCUCAAGCGGAGGGGCCCCUCCGUGGACGACUUCCUGAAGGGGUCUGAGCUGGGCAGGCAGCCCCUCUGUUGCCAUGGAGACGAGUACCACACAGAGAGCAGCCGGGGCUCAGACCUGUCCGACAUCCUGGAGGAGGAUGAGGAGGAGCUGUACUCGGAGAUGCAGCUGGAGGACGGCGGCCGGCGGCGGCCCAGUAGCACCUCACACGGUGCCCUCAAGGAGUCCUAUAAGCCCGGGAGCCCGGAAGGUGUGUUCCUGGAGCAGUCUGGGCUCCCCCAACCGUCCCGCCGAAGUAAGAGGCUUUUCAGUAUCCCCGAGGUAGCAGAGGAGGAUCCUGACCCCUGUGAGCCGCUUCUCCGGCAGGGCCCUGGGGUGUCCAGAGCCAGGGCCCUGCUGGCUGCACGGCAUGGACCUGUCCCACCCUGCUGGGGCCCCACAGUGCCGCCUGACUCCUGGCUCCCCACCAAGCACAGGGUCCCGCGGGGGGUCACCCAUGCGGACGACCUCCUCCUGGAAGACAGAGGUGGUUGGCUGGGCCGCUGGGCCACCCGGAGCCCGGACAGUGGCCUGGAUUGUGGCAGUGAGGAGGAGGAGCUGCGGAUUAGUUUUGGGAAUACCGAAGCCAACUGCAGCCCAGGCCCUGGCCACUGUCCCUGUCGGAGAAGCACACGGCCCCUGCUGGCCCGGCGGCGGACACUGACCCGGCAGAGCAGCAUUGAAGAGGACUUUGGGGAGCAGGUGGACCCCGGUGACGUCAUCAGGAGCGAUGACAUCCAAGCCAGCCCGGAGAGGUCGGCGCCCAGGAAGCCAGGCUGGGAUGCAGCCUCCGACCACGACGGUUUUCGGGGUGUCUGGUGGAAAGGCGUGGCCGGGCCGGACAAUAGGGCGGCCCUCCAGCACGGGAUACCUCCUCCCCGGGCUGCAGACGGUCCCUGGAUCUUAGGCAAUCCGGCGUCAGCAGGACGGGCGGAGAGGGUGGAGCGCGGGAGCCGCAGGUUCCCCCACGGUGGCUCUGGUCCCCAGAGGCCCCGGCUACCCAUUGACGACUACGCCGGGCACGACCGCCUCUCCCCGGACUUCUAUGAUGAGUCGGAGUUGGACCCCGGUGCCGAGGAGCCCCCGGCCCGCAUCUUCGUGGCUCUCUUUGACUACGACCCGCUCACCAUGUCCCCCAACCCUGAUGCCGCGGAGGAGGAGCUGCCUUUCAAGGAAGGCCAGAUCAUCAAGGUGUAUGGAGACAAGGACGCCGACGGGUUUUACCGUGGGGAGACCUGUGCCCGGCUCGGCCUCAUCCCGUGCAACAUGGUGUCUGAGAUCCAGGCGGACGACGACGAGAUGCGGGGCCAGCUGCUGCGCCAGGGCUUCCUCCCGCUCCACACCCCGGUGGAGAAGACAGAGAGGAGCAGGAGGAGUGGCAGGCCGCACUCAGUGUCCACACGGAGAAUGGUGGCCCUGUACGACUAUGACCCACGGGAAAGCUCGCCCAACGUGGACGUGGAGGCUGAACUUACGUUUUGCACGGGAGAUAUCAUUGCUGUUUUUGGCGACAUUGACGAGGAUGGGUUUUAUUACGGGGAGCUGAACGGGCAGCGAGGCCUGGUGCCUUCCAACUUCCUGGAAGAAGUGCCUGACGACGUGGAGGUCUACCUUUCCGACGCCCCAUCCCUCUGCUCUCAAGACACAGCCCUGCAUGCCAAGGCCAAAAGGAAGAAGAGCGUUCAUUUCACACCCUAAGCAGGCAUGUAGCCUUCACGUAAGUGAGCAGCCGGAGACACCUAGAGAGAUACCGACUUAAGCUACUGACACGGACCAGUGCGGUAGCCUUAAGGCUUCGCUGUGGGCUUUCAGAGAGAACAAAGAAAUAUGUCUCAAAGCCUGGGUCCGAAGGGUUAGGCUGCCACGGGGCUCAGUUGCACAGCAACUGAAUGCGGAGUGAAGCACGCCCUCUCCCAGCCCUUCCCUGGGAGCUCCGCUCACUGCUCGGAAGGCCGACAUUGGGAACAUAUUUCUUGCCCAGCGAGCUGUCUGUUUACAUAGAGCGCUCACUGUCUACUCUGAGCAGGAGCUGCAUAUUGCAUUGUUAGCCACUCUCAACAAAGCACAACCCAGCCGUGUGUGUACUAGGCCAAGUCUUACUUUGAAACCAAACUGGAGCCCCCUCUAAUUUAAGACGAAGCAGACGAGGGUGGCCGUGGUGGUCCGGGCUGGCCCGGACUGCAGUGACCACACGUUACCUUGCUCCCCCGCCGAGCACACAGAGCACACACGCAGAUGCGGCCGCGUGUGGGUACCAAUGCAAUACCACGCCUUGGACGCGUGCAGCUCCCGUGACCGCACUAGGGAACCAUGGUAUCUUCAGGUGUGCUUUGGGACGCACUGCUAGGUGUUUUCCAUUAGAACCAGACCUUGAUUCCAAAUCCUAGCAAGCUUGAGGCCCCUUGGCUGCCGAACACGGAGCGCUCACUUCCCGGGGUGUGCGGGGAGAGUGGAGUGACGGCAGGGGUCCCGUGCAGGGCGGCGGAAGGUGCCACCCCUAAAGCCUGGAGCAUGGAAAUGCGCCCGGUGCUGUGCCCCGGGACAAAGUCCCGCUCGUUUACGGGGGAAUAAUGCAAGCACAAUAAGGGCCUUCAAGCUUUCUUCGAUUGUAAUUAAGGUUCGUUUUAGUUUUUUUUCUUUCAACCGGUGUGCCAUCUCCAGUGUUUUCUAUAGUUUCUAACUAACCCAAGAGUGCAUUGAACAGUAUCAGGGUUUUAUAUAACCAAAGUAGUUCUCAAACGCAUCCAAAUUCCCUCUUGAGAUGACUGACGGGUCCUCGGCCAGCCCGACUAUCAAUCUGACUCAAACGCCUUCCCCGCUUUCAGUCUGAAUUCGCGGAGUAAAUUGUGACCUAGCUUUGUUUGCCGAAGCGACAGCCACCCUUCUCCCAAGCCAAGGCCUCAGGAGGCUGCUUUGGGCGAGGGGUGUGCUGCCUGCCCGGGCGCACUCCGACCCUUGAAAGAAGAAACGAACCCCUUCCUUCCCCGUGGCGGGGCCGGGUGGUGCGGUGUGGCCGAGUGGAUCGGUGUCGGAGGUGCUCACACUCAAUAAACUGUCACAAUGUACCUACUAGGUUCCUCCUGAGGGUUCAGGGCCAGCAAGGAGAGCUCCAUCCCCCACAGUCCACCUCCAUUCGGGGUCACCUACGCCAUCCAUGGGUUCUGGUA